Cladocopium goreaui is the source of this 736-nucleotide messenger RNA. Lineage: Eukaryota; Dinophyceae; Suessiales; Symbiodiniaceae. The record is from the annotation of a GenBank genome assembly.
AGUUUUCGAUUUUUUCCAUGAAAGAAAUUGGGAUAGACUCCGCGCUGCUUUCUCCCUGGGAGCAAGGCUUGCCAGAGGCAAAAUCACGAUUGGAGCUGGGCUUCAGGCGUACAAAGGGCAUGGUGGGCAUGGCGAGCAUGGCAAUCCGAGAACAACGGUAGGCUGCCAUCACAAUGGCAAGCGGAGUCAAUCCGCUAUUGGCCUUGGGCCUGUCGACAUGUGUUGACAUCUAUGCAGAUAUCUGCGAUGUCCUCAAUGGCCCUGCGGAGCAGGAGCAGCAGUGCAAGGAGAACAUGAAGACAGAGCUCGCCGCGCUUCUGGGAACACCAGAGGACAAUCACUGCAGUCCGACCUCGCUAGGCUGUCAACACGAGAGCAUCAUGGACGUGGUCAAAGUGGAGGAGGUUUCGCUUCAAGGGCCAAACUUCGCGACAUGGCUGGAAGCCUUACUUAGCCUUUUUCAUAGUCUUGGCUUCCUUCGCCGCUUCUUUCUUGGGCAGGUUUCUUGGAUGGCUCGCCAUCGCCCAUGAUCAUGUCAGGUCUUGGUCCACUUUGCCACGUUCCUUCUGUAGCUGGUGAACAUCUCACCGUGUGAAGACACGAGGAAGUAAUUUCCGGAAACGUUGGCUUGAUGACAUCUGCAAUGAGCGAUGUCAGUAAGCAAAACUGGCCCAUGCGACGCUUUUAGCGUUUAGACUUCUGUACAAUAGCACACGAAUGUGUGCGGGUCACUUUG